AAGUUGGAGGUUGGCGUCGCUGAGUUCUUUUUCGAAAUGACUUUUUAUAACUUUCAUCUUUAGUUUGCCAACGCAGCAAACUUUUUUUGGAGGAAGCAAACUUGCGUUGGAUAGUAGAAAGGUUAAGGCUAGCUUUGAUAGAAAUAGGUUUUAGAUCUCUGUUCUUUGAGUUGGGUUGCUAGAAACACUUCAGUUCCGCAGAUUUUUGAUUUUCUUUCGCUUGUAGAGGAUUAGUUCGUUACGAACCUGAGCGCAUUGACUUGCUGCGAAGAUUGCGCCUGUCGUAGAUUUCUUUUAUCGUUGUGAGCAGAAAUAGCAUGGACCUCUCAAAAGAAGUUAGGAGUGGGAACGAUUUACAGAGUCAGCGUGGUUCCGAGGCCACCCUUGCUUCCAAAGCAGAUAGUCACGAAACCAACUCCACGCAAGAGCCUGACUCAAGUUCGAACCGAGCUGACCUGGAAAGUAGAAGAAGCCUCAAGUGCCCACUCUACUGUCCAAAACCUAGGAGAGUAACACCAUCCCACAAGUUCUUAUUCAUAAGGUAUGACGGUGGAGACUGUAUUGAGCGGGUUCCAGAUGCUUGUUGCACAUCUAAGGAUAGCAGCGAAAGGACUUGUGCUACUCUUUCGUCUCUAAGUGGCUCCUGGCUUACUUUUGAAGAUGGUGGAUCCACUGGUGAUCUGAGCGAUGUUUCUAGACGUUGUGAAAAUGCGUUUGCCUCAGGUGCAGGAGAUAAGCAGGAAUGGGAGAGUUUAGAGUGGUCUUCGAGCCCUUCUCCUGUAUGUUAUGGUUGCGGUAACGUCCAGAAACAGUGUGAAAAAUAUUCGAUAUGUAUGUCGGAGGUGGGCAGUUUAAGUUCUUCUUUCAAAAGUCAUGGUUUCUUGAAUGCUGAGAAAAGCAAAAGCAGUCUUAUAAGUGAAUGCACGAACAGUUCAGUGAAUAUAGAGGAUUGUGAUUUUUCUUCCAUGACAGAUGAGAGGAAUAGUGAAAUGGAGUUUCUGGGUUCACCUCCAGUUCGUUCAGAGAAUCCAAUGGUUCGAGAUUCUUGGUUCCGUCUAUCAACUAAAGACUUAACUUUGGAACCACAUGCAAGGUCGGAGAUGUUACGUCGCUCGCUUAUGGGUGGUAGACGUCAUAGGUAUUCUACUCAUACUAGUUCUUUAUUAUACUCUAUGGACAGAAGCUAUGCACAUUUUCGUCCAAGUCCCGCGCUUUCUGUCUGAGUUUUAUGUAUUCUGAAGCCAAUUGACUGUGGAUACUUUGUUGUUGUU
Galdieria sulphuraria is the source of this 1271-nucleotide messenger RNA. RefSeq lists its product as uncharacterized. The record is from RefSeq and is a predicted model, not a curated record. The coding region runs from base 318 to 1223 and encodes 301 amino acids. NCBI's taxonomy places the organism in Eukaryota, Rhodophyta, Bangiophyceae, Galdieriales, Galdieriaceae. The transcript has a single exon.